AUGAACGACGACGAGUAUAAUGCACCGAUAAUACCGUCGGCGCCGUGCCUCAUCGUGUCUUCGUCUCAUGCGCUACUCUCGCGGCUGGCGUCCGCGUAUCGACACUUGACGUACGACUGCGGCAGUCAAUCAGCCAUUUCGAUUGCAAAAGCCGAACGAACGGUAUCGAUUGAGAGACGGAGAAUGUGGAAGAGGAAUAGAGACACACCGGUCGAGUGGGUCGGGGUCGGUUUUCGAGAUGGUGGAGCGCGUAAAAUUCGCCCGUCCUCCGGCGGCGCAGACGUGACCGUCGCGUCGGAUAAGUCGCUGGCUCACAACCGUCAAGUUUAA
Molecule: messenger RNA, 330 nt
Organism: Cinara cedri
Lineage: Eukaryota; Metazoa; Arthropoda; Insecta; Hemiptera; Aphididae
Source: the annotation of a GenBank genome assembly